AUGAGUACAGAUUCGCUUGCCUCAUACAAAACGGCAUAUGAACACAUCGAUGUUGAUCACCGCACUGCGUCUUCAACUAGCAAUCAAGGCCACACUUCACCCAACAAGGUGUCGUUUUUGCCCUCAACAUAUGAGCGCCAAGUCAUCAAAAUGCCCAAGGAAAACAGGUGGAACCGUCUUUCUUCGUCACGACUCAAGAUCAAUAGCCAGAUCUCAGAAAGACAGGAACCCGCAUACCAUCGACAAGAUGAAAUUUUCGCACGGAUGAAGAAGCAGGUCCUGAAAGAAAUCAAGAAAGCCAACCAGUGGCGGCAGCGAUUAAACUAUGUGCUCGCGGAGAAAAAGGACUUAGAUUUUGAGUUAAAGAGAUGCCAAACUGGCCUCCAUGACGGCAGAAAACUGAUCGCGGACCUCGAACGUAUGGUGCGAGAGUUGACCAACAACAAGGCCGAACUAGGACAUAAGGUUGUUGAUUCGAAUCGCCGAUACGAGGAGAGCCGCGAGAUUAUUGAGCAGGAAAAUGAAACAAUCAAUGAUCAGAGGCUGAGAAACAUCGCACUCGAGGAUCAGGUGAUAGAUUACGAAAACAAGCACAACGACGACCAGAUACUGGCUCAGACAAGCCAACAAAACAUCGACUACUUGGUUUCACAGCUGGAGAAACGGGUAGAUGACCUGGAUCAAACUAGAGACCAACUGAUGACCCAAGGUGUAACUAUUGAUCAACAGAAAGAGAGCAUCGCCAACCUUGAGGACCAGUUGAGCCGCCUGUGUAUUCAGCUGGACCGGGCACAAGGGGUUGUGGCGAUCCGAGACGCAGAUAUUGCUGAACAGCAAGAGAGCAUUACCAGGUACCAAGACCAGGUGCGCCACUUGUCAGUCCAGCUUGAGGACUUCCAAGACCAGGUUAGUCGUCGAAAUCAAUGUAUUGCGGAGCAUAAGGAGAAAAUUGGUCAGCUUGCGCAAGAUCUCAACAAUGCCGAGACCGAGAUGGCUCGCACAAAAGCACAACAGCAGCAACUGGAAGAGAAUCUCACACAGCGGGAGGCCCAAGGAGUUGAGCUUCAACGCGUCAUAGCCGAGCAGAAGCAGUUGAUUGAAGAGAUACGCCAAGCUGAUUUCGAGUCCGUGGUUGCUGACGUAUCGAACGAGCUCCCGGACAGCGAGAUACGAAGCAAGUUCGGCGAGCUUCUGGGAACUGAAGUUGAUGACUGGUGUAUGGAAUACAAAGUCCAGAAGUUGACGAUGACCGGAGCUCUCCAAAAUCUUCUUUGCUGUGGUGAAGACCGAGUUGUUUGGCACGAACAGGAUACACCGGAUAAUCUGCGCCUCAGGAUUGACAACCCGAAAGCACCGGUCAUCAUGCUCCAGGCUGCACUGUCCGCCUUCCUUUGCAAGCACUUUUUGCAAGAUCCGUUUUUCCUUCUCAAACUAAAUUGUGGAGAAGCAGCCGUUGAUGGACAGCUUGCCAAAUUGAAGGCGGAACAUACGGCGUUGACCACAUUCCUAAAAGAGUGUAAAUCCAGUAAGGCAUCCGCUCCUGAAAGCCACUCCAUGGGGUUAUCUGACUUAGUGUUCUUUCUAGAAACUGCCGAGCUGCAUUGGCGAACGGCCACUGUCGAACUCCUGGAAGGUCGAUUAGACUUGAACAUGGGAAUGUCAAGAGACGUGGCCAAGACUUUCGUGGACGAUUAUCAAGCAUUGCUGAUGCAGCAAUCAUCGGACAUGCUCGAAGAGCUCUCCGUGAUCAUUUUGAACUUUGUCAGGUUCUGUCUGAGACUGUGGAAGCGGAAAGUGCCGAUAUACGUCGGCAACAAUCGAGAUAUUGGGGGGCAGAGAUUCAAAGCGAACAGUGAUUGGUGGGAUGUGACGCCACUAAUAGGUCUGGAUCAUGGUGAUAAAAGUCUCGAUGGCCGACCUAUGUGCGUUAUCAUCAAGCCAUUGAUAUUCACCAUGAGUGCUGCAAGCGACAGCAAGGAGAUAAUCUGGUCUAAGGCCUCUGUGUGGGUUUCCAAUGAGUCGGCCGGCAUCCCCAUAACUAUUGAUAUUUAG
Molecule: messenger RNA, 2052 nt
Organism: Pyricularia grisea
Lineage: Eukaryota; Fungi; Ascomycota; Sordariomycetes; Magnaporthales; Pyriculariaceae
Exons: 1
Coding region: 1-2052 (683 amino acids)
Source: RefSeq, a predicted model, not a curated record